CCGCGCUCCCGCCGCCGGGCCUGCGCGCUCCCGCGGCCUUCAGGGACCCCCGGGCGAGCUUUACGCUGCGCGUAAUAUGCCCGAUACGGAAUUUAACGUAUUUUUCCGCGUUUCCCGUGGCAGCUAGCGAGAAAGCGGCGUUUAGGGGGCGAGCGGCCUCCCGGCGGGUACCGUAGGGGAUCCGCAGUGACAAGGCGGGGAGGUCCCUCCCCGGGGGCUGCUCCGUAACGGCUGGGUUCGUUCCCGCCUGUAUCUAUACCCGCUACGAGGCCAGGGCCAGGCCCCGCUCCUUUGAAAUACACAAUGAUCGCUUUCCUCAUUCUUUUUUCCCCUGCUUUCAGUUCAGUUAGUACACAUUUUUAUUUCCCGGUAUUUUUUAGUUUUCUAAAAACUGGCCUCCGAGCAGUACUAGAGGAACACCACAGCCACAGCACUACAGUCUUACACCAUGUAAGGUGUCGGAUAAAGAUGAACAGCAUACCCUUUGGUAACCUUUGAGAAAAAGAUGCCUUGGCUUUUGAGGCUGGUGCUCCAAUACAGACACCUUGGACCUGUUAAUUUCUUCUGUCGUGAUGUCAGGCUCUGUGUUCAUUUUUCUGUAUAUCUCUUUACUUAAAAAGUUACUCCUGGAGUGUAACAGUAGCUGUGAGAAUCUCUACCCUGCACCCCGAAGAUUUCCAGCACCCUGCUAUUUUAAUUUUAGAAGAACACCAGAUCUUUUGUCAUUUUGGUCCCCCAGAAACUCAGAAUCAAAAGAAAAAAACAUAAACCGUUUAGACGUCUAAUGCGAUUCACCGUUUCGUGCUGUGAUGGGAUUGGCUCAUCAGAAUGAUUCACCUAUUUUUACUUUGAAACAGAGACAAGAUUUUCACACCGGAGUCUAGGGAGACUCGACAAAAGAUGCCUUCGUUACUUCCGAGGGUCUCAGCGUCAGCUACCCCACUGCAGAUACCACCGUAACCUGCACAAUACAGACAGACCUGUGCUUGCUCAGAUGGGUGGAUGUGAAUUUCAGAGAGAUGCUUCUGGAAACAGCACUGCUCAGGAACAUACAGAAAGCUGUGUAUUGGAAAUUAGGACUCCUGGGUUUCCCAGAGCUCAGCAUAUUCUUGAAACAAAGCUCCAGUAGGAGAGGAUUGCUUUUAAACAACUCGCGCCUGCUGUGUCGUGUCUGGAGUUGGAGCUGAACGGAGCCGCUGGGAGGGCACGUGUGACAGGAGCCACAGUUGCAGGUUGGAGGGUGCCAGCUGCCCCAGCUUUCAAGGACUUGCCAGUGUCAGCAGAGUGUGUACAAGCCCACCCCACCGAGUAGAUUGAGUCAGCCCGGCCACCCUAUACAGCAUGUCCCUCCGCGAGCAUGCACUGUCCCUAUUCCGCAGCGCGGUGGGCACCGUCCAGCCGGCUCCGAUGCUGAAGAGGGCUGUGAAGCUCCAGGGAGACAGGUGCCCUCAGCUGGUGGUGAAGGGCCAGGCCUUUCCAGUGAAGAGGGACCUGUACCUGGUGGGUUUUGGCAAAGCUGUGUUGGGGAUGGCUGCGGCAGCAGAAGAGGUCCUAGGAGACCACCUCAUUCGGGGGAUCAUCAGUGUGCCACUAGGCAUUCAGGAGAGCCUGCAGCGAGCAGGAAUGCAGGAGAUGCUCCUGAAGCCAUGCAGCAAAAUCCAGGUCAUCGAAGGUGCCAAGAACAACCUCCCAGACUCAGAGGCUCUGAAGGGAGCAGUUGCCAUAAAGGAGCUGGCUGAGGGCCUGACUGCAGAUGACCUGCUCCUUGUGCUCAUCUCAGGGGGUGGAUCAGCCCUACUGCCUGCUCCCAUCCCUCCCAUCCUCCUUGAAGAGAAGGAGACACUCACAAAGAUGCUGGCUUCCCGAGGAGCUGCCAUACAGGAGCUGAAUAUUGUCCGGAAGACUCUGUCCUUGCUGAAGGGUGGAGGGCUAGCCCGGCUCGCAUAUCCUGCACAGGUGGUGAGCCUCAUCCUUUCUGAUGUUAUUGGUGACCCCCUGGACAUCAUAGCAAGUGGGCCCACUGCUGCCAGCUCCCACAGUGUCCAAGACUGCCUUCAGAUACUCACCAAAUACAACCUGCUGCUCAACCUGCCCAAGUCAGUGGAAACGGUGCUGUCCAGCUCUCCCUCCAAGCCCACUGCUCCAGAAGACUACUCCCACGUUUGCAACAUCAUCAUCGGAUCAAACACGCUGGCUCUAGACGAGGCCAAACGCCAAGCCGAGGGCCUGGGCUAUGCCACUCUGAUUCUGAGCACAGCAAUCUGUGGUGAAGUCAACCGCAUCGCCACGCUGUACUGCCAGCUGAUCCGGCUGGUCUGCCUGGGCUUCACCGGCCUUGGAGAAGGGCCCCUGAGUGACAAGGUGAGGGGGAAUCUCCUGCAGCUGGCUGCAGAGCUAGAGAUCCCGGGUUUGAACCUUGCCGAGUUUCUACGUGCCCUGCGAGGAUUAGGGCCUGAAAGACCAGUUUGCAUCCUGGCCGGUGGAGAAACCACAGUUCAGCUCCAAGGUACUGGCAAGGGAGGGAGGAACCAGGAGCUGGCCCUUCGUGUGGGGCUGGGGCUGCACAGGGCACAGGCCAUGGAGACCAGCAGCCCCCCAGGCAGGUGUGACAUUGUCUUCCUCAGCGGGGGAACGGACGGGCAGGAUGGGCCGACAGAGGCGGCAGGGGCCUUCUGCAGCCCGGAGCUGGUGGAUGAGGCGCUGCAGGAGGGCCUUGAUGUGGAGGCCUUUCUCAGCAACAAUGACUCCUAUACAUUCUUCAGCCAGUUCCAAGGUGGGCAUCACCUCCUGGUGACAGGUUUGACAGGCACCAAUGUCAUGGACAUCCAGACCAUUUUAAUUAGAGCCACAGAGAGAUCAUGAGAGCUCCCUCUGCAGAUAUCCAGAUGCAUUUAAUUAGGAGCAGGGGUAAAUGAAGUCAUCAACACUGCAGUCAAAUACAAACUACUUAAAUUAGGGCUCGCUGUCAAGGGUGCUAAUACCUUUGACAGAAAGAAUCCACUAAUUAGACACGAGUGGAUGUCCACAGCAAAAGCAAGCACUUGUAAUUGGGAUCAGAGGAAGGUAAGAAAGAGGUCACAUUACAGGCAUGAAGGACAUAUUUAACACUUCUUCUGAGAGCCACCACACUUGUGACUGCUUCAACUAUAGUUAAAAGAUGUGGGGAAGUAGAGGCCAUGGUAGGGCUGCCAGGGAGAGCCCUCACUGUGGCUGUUGCACCCCCAGUGACCCCAGCUCAAGAGCAGCUCGGCAGUGGGCUUUUGCAGGUUCACAGGAGUGCAUUACAGUGCCUGAAGGAUGUAAAACCAAUAGCAAGGCCUGCCCAGCUGGAGGCAUGGAGGUGCUGGGGGGACGUGGUGGGAAGGGGACACCCAGCACCUGCUCCACACACCAGCGCAGUGCCCUGCAGCUCCUACCACAGCAGGGUACCCGAGGCGACAUAGGGGCCCCAAGACCAGCAUGAUGCACACCCAGCAGCGUGGCUAAAGAGCACGUUGGCUGAGAGACGCACUUGAUACUGGUUGCGUGAUACAAAAGCAGUGCAUAGUGACAGUGACACAGAGGGUGGUAAAUAUCCACUGUGCAGCAUAAGAAGGGGGAUGAUUGAGGUGCAGUGGCAAGCCAGCUGAGUGGAGCCCUUCUCCUCCAGCCUCCUUCCCUCCACAGGGACAUCUUCCCUGCUGAUCCCUGUCAGGAGACCCUCCAUGCCAGCAGUGUGUACGCUAUGAGCUUUCAGGCUGUUGUUUUCCAACUGCCCAGAAAACAGUCGUGCAUCCAGCCUGAGCCACUGACCUUUCUUCUACGCUGAGGCAGAAGUCGCUGUCACUCUGAUUAACUCUGCUAAUUCCACAGAACAAAAGGCAAGGAAACCUUCACACUCAGCUCUCCUGACCCAUGCUGCUGAGCUGAUCAAAGGGCAAAGCUGCCAGAGCUGUGCUUUGACAGGGAGCUGCUCCCCAGCAUGUAUAAGGAUGCAGUGGUUAUUGCAGUUUCGUCACCUACUGCAGUGCAAUAUGUGGGAGAGCAGAGAUGAGCCGAGUUUCCCAGGACGUGGAGCCCACAGUGGAGCUGGUUUUCAGAAGGGCUCUGCCUGUAGCAACAGGCACGGUGACGGUUUUGGCUAGAUAUUAAAGGACUUCAGCUCAGCAGCCAGUAUGACCCAACACGUCCAACUCCUUUUGAAUAUCUGCCUGUUUGUUACAGAGCCUAAAUGGGAGCUGAGCUACUUUGAAAAUCCAGCCCUAAUUUAAUAGGACACGCUUGACUCAGACUCUUUCCAGACAGACCGACCUACUCCGUGUGGCUGAUCUCAUCUCGUGACAUAAAUACACCGUCCUGCCAACACCAUGAGUCGUGGUGUCUCACUGAACAGCUGUUCUGCGCCCAGCUCCAAGAUGGAUCGGAGGGUGGAUUUUUGAGGAGGAUGCGACACCUCCUGCUUUGGUUUUGAAGCCAAUAUCUAACAAGAAGUGAUAUCAGCAGGACCGUCAUGGGGCCCGGUAUCAAUGCCAGGCUGGCAGCUGGACUGUCUGGGCCACAGCCCAGGCGUAGUGUCAAGGCACGAGCCUGGGGAUUUCAAAACCCUGGUCUUACCCCAGUGGUUUAAACUCAUCCACGCAUCUCAUUUGUCCUCUGAGUCUGAAGGUCUUCUCUAACAUGCCUGAACUUGCUCAUGCUGGCAAACAGCUUUGAGAUCUGCUUGGGAAAACCUGCCAAGCGUUACAAAGCUCGCUGUGCCCCCGUAACGUCAGGUGGCAGUUGCGCAGAAGCUGCUUUGUGCCGUGCAUUUUUCUCGGGAGGUCGCUAGCAGGUCGCUGGCAGGUCGCCUCCUCCACGCCCGGCAUGCCAGCACUGCAGGGGCACUAACAUGAGCAGUGAUACAGCCAAAAAAUAUGGGCUGCGGCCAGGAUAAUUGGCUAAAGCUGGCUCCAAAAUGUUGUUAAUGCUUCCUGUCCGAUUCCGCUCCAGUGAAAUCCAGAGUGACUCCAGUUUUGGGCUGGGGUGCCUGGCAGAAGGGUCACUGGCAUCUUCAGCAGCCUGGGCAUGCUGUCACAGGCCCACCAUACCCCUGCGCUCUGCCCACAGACUGCCACACUGCUCAGCGCCGUGCUAGUCCUUGGAGCUGCUGCUCGUGCUGCGUUGCAGUCAAGUUCGGAAGACCUUGGGCUAGCGCUCACUGGCUUCUCCUGGGAAAUGCCUACCACACGUACCCUGAGCAGUGUCCUUGCUUUCUAAAGAGUGGCUUUUCACUAAUGAUUUAAAAGAGUUUGUGCUGGGGAGGAGAGAAUGCUAAUAAAAAGUUUGUUGAAAGGA
Molecule: messenger RNA, 5313 nt
Organism: Aquila chrysaetos chrysaetos
Lineage: Eukaryota; Metazoa; Chordata; Aves; Accipitriformes; Accipitridae
Gene: GLYCTK
Product: glycerate kinase
Exons: 9
Coding region: 1342-2862 (506 amino acids)
Biological process (GO): protein phosphorylation
Cellular component (GO): cytoplasm
Molecular function (GO): glycerate kinase activity
Source: RefSeq, a predicted model, not a curated record